CGUCAUCAAAAUGGUGGAAAGUUCUUCUUGAUUUUUUCAGAAACUUUCAAUCAUUCAACAUUUACUCAAAUAUUUGAGCUCAAAUUAAUACAUCAUGGAUCGGUCUAGUACACUAAGUUCUCAGAAUCAAUUUGUUGAUUCAACAAGUCAAGAUUCUUUAUCAAUGAUGGAUAAAUCAGGGAGUUUAGAAACGGCUUCGAAGGGAUCUGCUUCGCCCUCAAAAUCCCUGUGUUCGUCCGCUUCAACAUCAACUGAAAAUGUAAACAGUCUAGAAAUGAAGGCGACUAAAGAAAGCACGAAAUUUAUCACAGAUGGACCACAAUUGAAACCUGGAGAAGAGGUACAAGGAAAAGCUAAAGAUGUCACCUACCUAUGUCCCUAUAAUAAUGGGGCCAUAAGGGGCACAAUCACUGUGACUAAUUACAGAAUGUUUUUUAAGUCAAGUGACAAAGAUCCACCAUUCAUUUUGGACGUACCUCUGGGUGUGAUCAGUAGGAUAGAGAAAAUGGGUAAAGCAAGAAGUUCUGGAGAAAAUUCCUAUGGCAUUGAUAUAGUAUGCAAGGAUUUACGCAAUUUGAGGUUUGCCCAUAAACAAGAAAAUCACUCACGACGUGAAGUAUUUGAAAAACUGACACAGUUCGCCUUUCCUAUAACCAAUAAACUGCGUCUAUUUGCAUUUGAGUACAAAGAGUCAUUUGACAAUAAUGGCUGGCAGGUAUAUGACCCCAUAAAGGAACUCAGCAGACAGGGGGUAAAAAAUAUGCCAAACGAGAGCUGGAGAAUAACUGAUAUAAACGAGAAUUAUGAGUUUUGUGAUUCAUACCCUAAACAGUUUGCUGUUCCCUCUGCAAUGUCAGAUGAUGACCUAAAGAGAGUAGGUGCCUUCAGAAGCAGGGCUAGAAUUCCAAUAUUAUCGUGGAUUCAUCCAGAGAGCCAGGCCUCAAUAACCAGAUCUAGUCAGCCAUUGGUCGGAAUCACACGUAAGACAUGUUCCGAGGAUGAAAAGUACAUUCAAUACAUUAUGGACGCCAAUGCUCAGUCGCAUAAACUCUACAUCAUGGAUGCUAGGCCUAAUGUCAAUGCUGUGGCAAACAUGGCCAAAGGAGGAGGCUAUGAGGAUAGUCAAUACCAGAACAUGGAGCUAGUCUUCUUAGAUAUACACAAUAUCCACGUCAUGAGAGAGAGUUUACGUAAGCUGAAGGAAAUCUGCUUCCCAACCAUUGAUGACACUCAUUGGUUGUCACAUAUUGAAUCUACACAUUGGCUGGAGCACAUAAAGCAAAUUCUUGCUGGGGCUGUGAAGAUCGCAGAUAAAGUGGAGAGCAAUAAGACAUCUGUACUUGUUCAUUGUAGUGAUGGAUGGGACAGAACUGCACAGCUGACGGGUCUUGCCAUGUUGAUGUUAGACCCUUAUUACAGAACCAUUGAAGGUCUUGAGGUGCUCAUAGAAAAGGAAUGGACCAGUUAUGGCCACAAGUUUGCUCAGAGGAUAGGCCAUGGAGAAGACAAACAUUCAGACGCAGACAGAUCUCCUGUAUUCCUACAGUUUAUAGACUGUGUGUGGCAGAUGACCAAACAGUUUCCGACUGCCUUUGAAUUCAACGAACAACUCCUGAUCACCAUAUUGGACCAUUUGUACAGCUGCCUCUUUGGGACUUUCCUCUGCAAUACAGAGCAACAGAGAGUUAAAGAGGAUAUAAAACAUAAGACAGUGUCUUUAUGGUCCUAUGUUAACAACCAGCUGGAUGAGUUCAAGAAUCCCCUAUAUGCGGACUACAUACAUCACCACGUGCUAUACCCUGUUGCGAGUCUUAGGAGGAUAGAACUAUGGACUGGAUACUAUCUGAGGUGGAACCCUAGAAUGAAACCACAGGAACCAGUGCAAUUACGUAACAGAGAACUAACAAUGCUUAAGGAACAACUUCAGAGACGUGUUGAUGAGCUACAGCGAGAACUGGAUGCUAAAAAUCUAAGAGGCUCCGAACAUGCACCAAGACUUAGCUCCCCAGUGAAUGGUUGAAACAAUACAAAUGUGGAGCAAAACCUAUAUCUGAACAUCUC
Molecule: messenger RNA, 2061 nt
Organism: Owenia fusiformis
Lineage: Eukaryota; Metazoa; Annelida; Polychaeta; Sabellida; Oweniidae
Source: the annotation of a GenBank genome assembly